AACAUGUCAACAAAGAAAAAAAUCAGGAAGCGAGCGUUUUAUUUCACUAGAUAUCCCAAUUCAAUAGCUCAUUUUCCAAAAACGGACGGCCGCUGAUUGUUAUUUUUUGGAAUGUAGUCAGUUUCAUUUAAAGCUAUUUCACCAGCGGGAUCCUGUCAGUUAUGACUGCACAAUGAAACGUUGCUGGUUUACUGUACACGGAAACGCCAGGGUCCUAAGGUUAUGUGCCUGGCGGGUGCAGCAGCUACCAUGUGUCUUCAACAAAACAUGACAGGGAGUUGACCACGAACGUCCCUCCGCGUUGCUGUAGCUUUGUGCGGCUGUCAUAUUUCUAUUGGAUGUGAUGCUUUAGUUAGCCGGCUAGCAUGACUUAACAUGAGCUAACUCGGCUGUAAUCUCGUAUAGUCCGUGAUGAAAUGGGAGACAUGGGCGAUGUGAUCGUUCUCAGCUCGGACAAUGAUGAUGAGGACUCUGAUGUGGAGGUACUGGGCUCUUACAGUCACUUCAUGACCAAGGUUGACCCGCUGCCCCUCGCAGCGGUGAAAGUAGACGUUGAUGCCCUGAACGUCAGCGUCCCAAAGGGGUUUAUUGACCUCACAGAUUCAAAAUGGACUCUUUCACACUUAAAGAAAAAGAGAAUAAAUUCCACUGUCUCAGCAGUGGUGGACCUGACCGAGGAUGACACAGAAAAUGUGUCAGAAGAGGUGACAGAAAAUAUACUAUCAGACAGUUUUCUUGUGAAGGAAAGCGGGAAAAAUAAAAGUCCUACAAUAAACGAACAAGAUGGUAACUUACAGCCAAGAUCCUCAAGUGACCCAAAUGCACCGCAUGAGGAUUGUUCGAGCCUAAAGCAGAGGCAAAAAAAUUUGGAUUCUCAAAACAAGCAAAAGCAGACCGCCAAUGAGGAUCUUUGUGCACCAGUUAUACAACUAGAAAGGCUACCUUUUCUCGAGAACUAUGUCACCGAACUGAAAUCUUUAAAUUGUUCAGUCUUGACCAAACAUUGUAUGCCAGUGUCAUUGAACAUUUGCAGACAAGAGAAAACCAGCAAUAAUCUGAGGACAACUUUUGCAUCAAAUGGUCUCGACACUGAGCCCCCACUAGACGAACCCCCUCAGAUGUCUCCUGUCAGAAAGGGACAAUUAGAGAACAGUGACGAAUUUAAAAGCAAGCAGUUAUAUACUGAAAUAUCUCAGAGUGAAGAUAUAAGGGAUGACUUUCACUCAGACAUGCCCACCCCCUCUCCAUCGUGGCCUCUUUCAUCAGAGAAAAAUGUACAUGGUCCCUUUCAAAGUAAGCUCCCCUGUUCCAAUCCAGAAAAGCUGAUAUCAGAUAAAGCAGAAUCAGUACAAUGCCUUUUAUCUCAUCUUUCAAGUAACCAAUCUCUGGCAACCAGACUAACCCUUCCUGAGCCUAAUGACCUGGACUGUCUGCACCAAAGAAGUCCAAAAUCUCAGGACCUCAUGAGCCAGGAUGGCCCAUUGCCCACUUCUGAACAUACAGAAGCUGAGAAAACAUGUGAAUGGGAAACGAUGGAUGUUAAGGCCGAUGAGGAAUCAAACAGUUCUGACCUCCUACACUGGAACAUCCCAAAUGAACCUCCUUUGUCAGGACCUCUAACUGAGGCCAUGGAUAGCAGAUCUGGAAGCUGGUACCAUGGGCAGGAUCAAGGAAGUGACAGUCCACGGUCUUUCUUUUGUGAAGAGGGAAUUGAUGGAGAACAAGUUAACACAGAGAACCGAUUUGAGAUGGACUUCAGGGAAGCCAGUGGAGAGGACAGGCAUUUUGUGUGCCCAGUUACACUUAAGAAAAUAAUGUCCGGACAAGCUCAAGCUCUGAUUGAUGAAAAAGAAGAAGGUUUAGGAUCCCCGGAGGUGAUAUGCAGUCAUAGCCUGAACCUGGUUAACUGUACCAUUGAUGUAAACUACCCAGAGGGCACUCUGCAACUACUGUCUGACCUGCUGCAGCCUGGUUUUUACCCUCCCAAAGAUAUCAUCGUCCACCUGCUACGAGGCAUUGUGCUUGACCCACAGUGUCCUUAUCACCUGUGUGUGCAGGCCUUUGGUCUGCUGAUGAAGACACAGAGACACCACAUAGCUGAUAAAAAAACAGUCCCAUGGGACUGGGAGUUAGUGACUUCAUGCAUGGACAAUCAGGAUGACUCCAAGAGACAUCGGACCGAGGUUGUGCGCAUGCUCCUGGAGUACACUGUGCAGACUUUGGAGGAUGACUUCCGGGCAAAAUGUUCUUCCUCUACCGUCCGACACUCCAUUGCAAAGGCAACACUGUCAUGUGAUCAGCAGUUCUCUAAUGUCAGGGACGUUGUCAAAUGGCUUUUUUCUGCCAUCAUAAAAUCAACGGAAAAUGGAGUGAGUAGAGAAGCAGCCAGAGAAAGAGAUGAACAAAUCAGAAUAGUAUACAUCCUCCAGAGGAUGCUGUCCUUGGCUCUGGAGGUGGACUGCUCUCCAACUCUCAGCUCUGCCAAACUGUCCCAGGAGCUUUUCCAUAUGCUCAUCGGAAAUGAGCCCCAACGGCCCCAACGAGCACACAGGAUGUUGUUGCUGGAGUGCCUGCAGAGUCAACUGUUGAGAUGUAAGCUGCUGGAACAUCUGUUGGACUAUGUAUGUCCAGUGAAAACUCCUGUGCCCAUGUCUCUCAGUCUUUUAUUGCACUUUCUGAAGAACUGCACUCUGGAACCUGACCCUUCGGAUGGCACUGAAAGGUGGAAGAGGUGGGAAGAGUUGGUCCAUCUUCUUUGGAUGUUGCUGCUUAGCUACAACAAAGCAAUGAAAGGCUAUCUCUGCAGUACAGUUGGGAAACAGAGGGACAUAGUUGGCACCCUGGUCUACAGACAGGAUGACAUGGUUUCCAAAACUGACGUUCAUGAAGCUAUAGAGGCCUUUCUUUCAAGAUCCAAAGCUGACUUAGGCCAGGACUUGCCUCUUCAUGUGGAAGAGUCGCUUGGUUAUCUACAGGAUUACCUGCUCGAUGUCUGUCAGUGUUAAUUAAAGAAAUAACCUCUUUGUUACUAUCAUUCCCUUUAUGAACUGCAGUGUUUUAAUUUUAUAUGUAUAAAGUUAUAUGAAUAGACUUGAACAAGUUUGUAUUUUUGGUAAAGACAGACCAUGUUUGUUUUUAUAAAUCAAAAUUAAUUAAAUCUAUUUUUUUCUAAAUUA
Cheilinus undulatus (humphead wrasse) is the source of this 3176-nucleotide messenger RNA. RefSeq names its product SUMO interacting motifs containing 1 (gene simc1). Bases 417 to 3005 code for a protein of 862 amino acids. NCBI's taxonomy places the organism in Eukaryota, Metazoa, Chordata, Actinopteri, Labriformes, Labridae. The transcript is spliced from 10 exons. The record is from RefSeq and is a predicted model, not a curated record.